AUGGCCGGUGGUUUUAAAAGUUUGGAUUGCGGUCGUGGUGCUGCCCUUACUGGCAGGCUUCCUCGUGAUCGUAACCAACCCUUCAUUCGGGUGAAUCGGUCUCGAGUGGACGGUACUACACAGCCUGCCCCUGACAAGUCUCAGCAGAAGUCUCCUGAGAAGGGUUUUGAAUCAGCUGCCGAUGCGAACGUCGCAGGCCAAGGGGGUGAUGCUGUUGAGAAUGUUGAGCCGAUAGCCCAACCAGACUUGAUGGUUGUGGAUCUUAUGACUCCAACCCGCCAGAAUCAGGAGCAAGAGGUUAAUGAUACUGAUGUUGCUGGUAUGGGCCAGAAGACUCCUCCUCUCAUGCCUCCUACUCUUCAUACCUCUUCUGGGUAUGUUCGCCCUAGCCAGAGUGCUGGUACCAGCUCUGGUCUGAACAUGGGUGUCUUCGUCCGUCCUGGAGAGUGGAUUGAGAAGACUCCGAUUUGCUUAACUCCCAGGAAGAUGAAGUACUUUGAGGUUCCUCCUGGUGAGCCUGACGAAUCCUGGAACCCUAAAAUCGAUCUUCUUCGCGGUGAGUCGAUACUCACCGAUGACUGCAAAGGAGGUGGUUGCAUGGGUUGGAGGGCUUUGAAGGAUCUGGCUACUCCUCGCGACAAUCCUGCUGCUGAGAUUGACGCGCCGGCUGCCCAACAUAUGAAUGACUUGCUCAAGGCCUGCAACUCUGCAGUGGAGCUUGUGAAGCUGUACCUCUGCUACCAGGAGCAGAAUGAAGACCUUCAGAAAAGGCAGGCUGAGCUGGAGAAGCAGGUGAAUGACGCCAAGCAAGAUCUGGACCAAAAAACUUCUGAGCUGAAAAGGGUGAAGCAACGCAACCAAGAGUUGGAGAAUGUUGCGAACAAACUGGAGGCAGAGGAGACCAAAAACAAAGAGCUGUCUGAGAAGUUGCUGGAGGCGGAUGAGAAGGCCAAAGCUGCUUACAAGACCGGUGCUCGGGAUGGUGCCUUGCGAUUUUCUCGGUUCCAGACCUAUAGUAAGCGUAUCACGGAUAGUCAUAACGGUGGCUGGUUUGCUGCCCACCGUUGUGGCGUUCAUGGUAUUGGCCUUACCAAGGAGGACUGUGAGGAUAUUGAGUAUGCUUUCCUGGUGGAGGAAAAGCACAGGGUACCAACCGGUUGGGAGUCACAGAUCAUUCCGGAGGAGAUCAUUCAGAAUGCUGAUCCCUUGACUCUCCCUCCCAUUGAGCUGAAGGAAGAAGACUACCUGGAUCCUGCCCUGCUGUCUUCCAGUACCAACCAGACGGAUCAUCAACAAGUUUGAAGGUGCGGGCAGUCAUCACCGGUAUCAUCCUGUGGUUCAUCUGGCGUUGCUGCUUUUAAAGAUUAGUUUAUUUUUUUAGACGCACUUUUGGUAUCAGCUGUUUGUGGCACUUUUUGCCCUGGGAUAUUUUAUGCUUGUUUUUGUAAACUUUACCUUGUGCCAUUUUUGAUCA
This is a messenger RNA of Spinacia oleracea (spinach), 1474 nucleotides long. RefSeq lists its product as uncharacterized. The coding region runs from base 1 to 1302 and encodes 433 amino acids. The transcript has 2 exons. Lineage: Eukaryota; Viridiplantae; Streptophyta; Magnoliopsida; Caryophyllales; Amaranthaceae. The record is from RefSeq and is a predicted model, not a curated record.